AUGUUUACAGGCAUUUCUAAAUUACCUCUUUUAUGGGAAAUUUCACGUCUUGACGUUUUAAGCUUUAUAUUCUCAGCAUUAAUGGCCCUUUUUUCAUCAAAUUUAUCACAAGCACUUUUUGUUUCUGUUAUUCUUUCUGCUGGGACAAUUAUUGUUCGUGCUCAAUGGCCACGUCUUCAACAAUUAACAAAUGUUACAGGUUCGGGUGCUUAUUAUGCUGAACGUUGUUAUUAUGGAGGUUCUGAUUUAAUGGAUGAGGCUGGGGUUUCGGUUGUUCGUUUUGAGGCUCCAAUUCUUUUUCACAAUUCUUCAUAUUUCAAAGCUUGUAUUAGAGAAUCGGCAGCUAAAAUUAAAGGUCAACUUUUGGGUAUCGGAAUCGGUACUAGAACAGGAAGUAUGAAAAGCAUGAAAAGUACAAAUGCCCAAAUAGUUAGUGGUUCUAUUCACAAUAAAGAUUCUAUACAAAUGCGUUCAACUUUGUUAAUUAGUGGAGAUUUUGUGCCAAAUCUUGAAAAUCCUGGAGGGGCUGUGUUGGAAUCAAAUAAUAAUAAUUUAAUAACUAAAGUACUUAUAAUUGAUUUCUCUUCUGUUCCUUAUAUUGAUGGACAGGCAAUUUAA
Messenger RNA from Meloidogyne enterolobii, 618 nucleotides. NCBI's taxonomy places the organism in Eukaryota, Metazoa, Nematoda, Chromadorea, Rhabditida, Meloidogynidae. The record is from the annotation of a GenBank genome assembly.